Molecule: messenger RNA, 1812 nt
Organism: Gasterosteus aculeatus aculeatus (three-spined stickleback)
Lineage: Eukaryota; Metazoa; Chordata; Actinopteri; Perciformes; Gasterosteidae
Product: acyl-protein thioesterase 1
Biological process (GO): protein depalmitoylation
Cellular component (GO): cytoplasm
Molecular function (GO): palmitoyl-(protein) hydrolase activity; carboxylic ester hydrolase activity
Source: RefSeq, a predicted model, not a curated record
CGACGAGGGGCGGGACUUCAAACCGUGUCAUUCCAGGUGACGAACGGCGUUAUCCUGGGGCGCGUUAUUCCCCCCAAAAAUUCAACUUCUACAAAGGAAUUCACGGCCGCCAGAGGCGAAACCAGGCGGCGGCUCGUCGACCUCCGUUCGCCGGUUAACGCUCCGCUCUUUGACGGCCAGACUCGACGCGAAGAUCGACCGCGGGUUUGACAGGAGGCGGCAGCGCGGCUUUUAGCUAACAGGAGCUAACUUUGUCCCCCACCAGCUGCCUCGGCGCUGUAUGUGCGGUAACAACAUGUCAGUGCCUUUACCUGCCAUCGUGCCUGCUGCCCGCAAAGCCACCGCGGCGGUGAUAUUUCUGCACGGCCUUGGUGACACUGGACAUGGCUGGGCAGAAGGUUUCGCAGGCAUCAGGUUACCACAUGUGAAAUACAUCUGUCCACAUGCUCCCACCAUGCCUGUUUCGUUGAACAUGAGAAUGUCAAUGCCUUCCUGGUUUGAUAUCCAUGGCUUGAGCCCCGAUGCAAAUGAAGAUGAGGCUGGUAUUAAAAGAGCCUCCGAGAACAUUAAAGCACUGAUAGACCAAGAAGUGAAAAAUGGAAUACCGUCACACCGAAUUCUCCUGGGUGGAUUUUCACAGGGCGGAGCGCUGUCUCUCUACACGGCUCUGACUACUCAGCAGAAGCUGGCUGGAGUCGUCGCUCUGAGCUGCUGGCUUCCUCUCCGCAAUUCCUUCCCUCAGGCAUCUGCCAACAGUGUUAACAAGGACAUGCAUGUCCUGCAAUGCCACGGGGACGCCGACCCCCUGGUGCCCUUCAUGUUUGGCAGCCAGACAGCGGAGAAGAUGAAAAGCCUCAUCAACCCGGCCAACGUCACCUUCAAGUCGUAUCGGGGUCUUCCUCACAGCGCCUGUCCAGAGGAAAUGGUGGAUGUGAAACGGUUCAUAGAGAAGCAUCUUCCUCCCAUCAGCAACGAAUGAACUCGGGCAGCAGCAGAGCAGCCGAGCCGCCCGCCGCCCUUUGAGGCUCGACCCCGGCGACGCUCUGUGGACUCGAGGAACCAACGGCCGACUGACAAUGUAUCCACGCUGCUAUCCAUUACGCCGGACAGGACUGGGGCUUCAUUUUGAACCUGGAGGAGGAUGAUGAUAAACCGUAUUGUAUCCGGACCUGGAGCCGCGCACAACCCUCAGUGUUAGAGUAACAGUAGGCGCUUGAUCGUAAAGCUACCGUUAAGACGAGCCAUUUCUUGCAAGGAACAUAUUUAACUAGGGCUAUACUUCACAGUUUAAUACCUCUACUAUCUCAUAAUAAAUGGCCUGUGGUUUAAUGCCCUUUGUUAUUUAUGUAGCCAAAAUGCAAUAAUGCUAAUACAAGUUAUUUGUUGAUAAAUCAACUAAUUUAUUUAAGGCUUUUUAUUAGAGCAAAAAUAACUUAACAUUUUUGGCUUCCAGCUUCCGAAAUAGGUAUUUGUUUCAUUAGUUUUACAAGUUUCAGUUGCAAUCUGCAACCUCCCCUCUAGAUGCCACUGAAUACUGGACCUUUUGAAUUAUUGUAAAUAUGAUAUUUCAGCGUGUUUGGAUUGUUGUUGUGCAAAAAAUAACAACUGCGAGACGUGUAGGUGAGUUUUCGUUCAGACUCAAAAAAGGAAUCAACAAUUUCAAAUGGAAUGCAUCAUUUUCUUUGUAGCUGUAAUUUGCAGAAGUUACAAAUCUUAAAAUAUAUUGAUUGAUUAUAUAAUGUACCACGUGUUGAACACACAGAAGCAAAAACAACAUCCGAAUGUGCUUUAUUAAAUUUGUGAGAAUUCAAA